This is a messenger RNA of Tachyglossus aculeatus (Australian echidna), 1712 nucleotides long. It is a transcript of the gene OCEL1, whose product is annotated as occludin/ELL domain containing 1. The record is from RefSeq and is a predicted model, not a curated record. The transcript has 6 exons. Gene Ontology annotation, cellular component: cytoplasmic vesicle; bicellular tight junction; apical plasma membrane. NCBI's taxonomy places the organism in Eukaryota, Metazoa, Chordata, Mammalia, Monotremata, Tachyglossidae. Gene Ontology annotation, biological process: bicellular tight junction assembly. The coding region runs from base 264 to 1073 and encodes 269 amino acids.
CCCUGACAAGGACGUGGGCUUCAUAAUUCUCUUGCCUCCCGGGUCACUGCCAGACCAGGAGGGACCAGCCUAGGCCUCCCUGGCCCAUCCCUGCCACCCUGACUGCCCUAUGCCACUGGUACAGGUCCUGGGCCCCUGGACCCAGCCACCGGCAUGCAGGCCAGUCGUUCAAGAGGGUGAGGGAAGGCCUGGGCCCACCCAGCCUCCCCAGAGCUGAAAUUGGGGUGAGCAGAGCCCCCCACCCCCGAAGUGGCCCUGGCAUAAUGCCCAGGGGAUCGGAUGAGAGCACCCGAGAAAAGAGACGCCCAAUUGUGAGUUCCUCCUGGAACCUCCCUAGUGCCCAGGAGGAGGCAUCCUGUAGGGGGACGUGGUCAUCAGGGGACCCUCCCUGCUCCUCCCGGCCCAGCCCCCAGGAAUCAGUCCCCACAGCCACCCUGAAGCCCAUCCGCCGCUUUGUCCCCCGUUCCUGGAAGGACUUUUUCAGCCGUGGACGGAGAUCAGGGCCAGAGGGCUUCCCCCCAAUCACAUACUUCCCAGCGGACACUCAGAGCUCUCUGCCGAGCCGCCCCAUCCUCGCCCAGGCGAGGUCAAAGAGGAUCGUCUUUGAGGAUGAGCUGCCAGCGUGCCCACCCAGGGGGCCUUCUGGGCCAGGUGGAGGGCACCCCGGGAUGAAAAGGGCUGCAGUCCCAAGACACGACUCCGCGCCACCCCUGGUCCCCGACUAUGUGCUGAAGUACCCAGCAGUGGGGAGCACUAGGGAGCGGGCCCAGUUCAAGGCUGUCUUCAAUGACCAGUAUGCCGAGUACCGUGAGCUGCAUGCGGAGGUAUCUGCCGGGCUGCACAAGUUCCAGGAGCUAGAGGCCAUGAUGGCACAGCUUCCCCGUCACUCAGCCUCCAGGAAGGAGGAGGCCCGUCUGGCCCGUGUGCGGAGGGAAUACGAGAAGAAGAGGAAGGACCCUACGUUCUUGGAGAAGCAGGAGCGCUGUCGUUACCUGCAGAAGAAACUGCAGCACCUCAAGGUGCAGAUCCAGAAGUUCGACGAGGAGAACAGGGACGGUUCUGUAUAUUUCUGAUCCCUGGCCCCACGACCUCUCUCCAGGGGUUUCAGCCCUGAGAAGUAUUCUGCCAGAGAAAGGGUUUGGAGAUUCAGGAGCAGAGCUCGGGGGCCAAGGCAAGGAGAGGGAGAGUAUGAGGGGAGGGUGGCUGGAGGCUGUUGCUGCCCCCCCCAUCUCUUGUCCCUUCCCUGCCAUCUCACCCAGACCCAGAACUAGCAGGGAAGUCUCUGCUGCAUGGAAAAUCCCUCUCGGAAGGGUUUUGGCUGAGACCUUGUGGGGGCCCAGGGCAGCAGAGAGGUGAAGGGGUACCACAGCUGGAGAGGUUGAGGGGAAGCCCGAAGCUGAGCCUGUGCCAGAGGCUGUGAGCAUGGGCCAGAUUUCCCCUCCACUCGGGUUUGGUUUCCUGAGACCCAAAGGCUGCAGCUUCAAAGCCAAAGGGAUAGUUAGAGGUAAAGUAGAAUAAGAUUUGGAGGUGGCAGGCGGGAAAGCAGUUCCAUGAGGACCAAAGGCCACAGAAUCCUGUGGCUUACAAAGACUGUGGACCCAAAAUUCUACUGGAGAGUCUUUGGGGAUUAGAUUUGGUCCAAAGCAUUGGGGGUGACUUUGUUCAUAUCCCACCCCAGAGCCAGCAUGCCCCCUGGGCAAGAUGAAAGAAGA